AUGACGCACGCCGCCUCUAAAGACGACCUACGCGUCACCACACUCUUCGACUUCACACAACAUGUCGUCCUCGUAACCGGCGGCGCCACCGGCCUCGGUGAAAUGGCCGCCCAAUCCUUCAUCCAAAACGGCGCCCGCGUCUUCAUCGCCUCGCGCAAAGAAUCCGAACUCCGCUCCACCACCGCACGUCUCAAUGCCCUCGGUCCCGGCCACUGCUCCUACAUAAUCGCAGACCUGAAGAAUAAAGCCGGCUGCCUAGCUCUCUGCUCUGAACUCGCCAAACAGACAGAUCGACUCACUGUCCUUGUGAACAACACGGGUGCCAGCUGGGGGGACGAUUAUUACGAUUAUCCGGAACAUGCGUGGGAUAAACUGUAUGCGUUGAAUGUGAAGAGUAUAUUCUAUAUGACGGUGGGGUGUGAGGAGCUCUUGAAGAAGGGGGCGGAUAUGCAUAAUCCGAGUAGGGUUAUUAACAUUGCUAGUAUGGCGGGUAUAACGACAGUCGAUGUUACAACGGGAGAGAGUGGCGGGUUGAGCAAACCGGGACAUGGCACGUUCAGCUACGGCCCAGCAAAAGCGGCGUGUAUCCACUUGACCAAAAUGCAAGCCUCGAAGCUCGCCCCCAAAAACAUUAUGGUCAACGUCAUCUGCCCCGGUGUCUUCCCCAGCCGCAUGACGAAUUUUGGGCUCGAGAAAUACGCCGAUGCGUUGACGUCGGGACAGCCGACUGGGAGGAUUGGCAAGCCGAGUGACUUUGGCGGGCUGGUACUGUUUUUGAGUAGUAAGGCGAGUGCACAUAUCACGGGGAAUGCAGUCGAGAUGGAUGGAGGUGCUACGUUGACGGGGUGGAGAGGAAAGGUAGGUGGUGGAAGUGAUGGUGGGGAGAGUAAGCUGUAA
This is a messenger RNA of Alternaria atra, 897 nucleotides long. RefSeq lists its product as uncharacterized. The record is from RefSeq and is a predicted model, not a curated record. Lineage: Eukaryota; Fungi; Ascomycota; Dothideomycetes; Pleosporales; Pleosporaceae. Bases 1 to 897 code for a protein of 298 amino acids. The transcript is spliced from 2 exons.